AAGCUCUGCAUCCCCGAAGUGAAUUUACAGUCAUGGAUUUAGCCCUAGCCUUAAGCCCCCCACGGUGGGGAGACCCACAGGUGCAGCUUUCAUGUCCUUUCCCGGUGCAGACGUUUGUGGGGUCAGAGCUCCUCAUGCCCUAUGAUGGCGGUGGCCUCUGCAGACAUAGAUGUAUACCUGUCCUAGGAGUGUUUGAGGGGACUGUGUCCUAUGGGAAGAAAAAUGACACUCAGUGUCUUGAACCACAGGAUAGAGUCUCCUCAAAUCCAAAUGCUACCAGCUCCAGUUCCAGGGAUCCAGAGAGCUUGCAAAGGACCAUCGUGGAGGCAUAUUUCCCCGAGAAUCGAUCUGUUCAGCCCACAGUGGAGUCUUCCACCUUGCCAGCAACCAACUCACCCACCGACUCACCAACAACCAACUCAGUAACCAACUCUCCAACCAACACAACAACCGACUCAGCCACGAGGAUAACAGCUAGUACCUCCGAUGAACUCAGCACCCGGCCCUUCACCCAACCCACCCACCCAAUAACCCAGCUCCCCACAGAUUCUCCUACCCAGCCCACUGCGGAGCCCUUCUGCCCGGGGCCCGUCACUGCCUGCUCUGAUCUGGAGAGUCAUUCAGCGGAGGCCAUGUUGGGGGAGGCUUUGAUAGAUUUCUCCCUGAAGCUCUACCAUGCCUUCUCAGAAACAAAGAAGGCCGAGACCAACAUGGCCUUUUCCCCAUUCAGCAUUGCCAGCCUUCUCACCCAGGUCUUGCUUGGGGCCGGGGGCAGCUCCCGAACGAGCCUGGAGACCGUCCUCUCCUACCCCAAGGACUUCGCCUGUGUCCACCAAGCCCUGAAGGCCUUCACAUCCAAAGGCAUCACCUCAGUCUCCCAGAUCUUCCACAGCCCAGACCUGGCCAUAAAGGACACCUUUGUGAACGCCUCUCAGAGCCUGUAUGGCAGCAGCCCCAGAGUCCUGGGCAUCGACAGCAAUACCAACUUGGAGCUCAUCAACACUUGGGUAGCCGAGAACACCAACCACAAGAUCAGCCAGCUGCUGGACAGCCUGCCAUCUGACACCCGCCUCGUCCUCCUCAAUGCCAUCUACCUGAGUGCCAAGUGGAAGACGACCUUCAAUCCCAAAAAAACCAGCCUGGAGCUCUUUUACCUCAAAAACUCUGUUAUAAAAGUGCCCAUGAUGACUAGCAAGAAGUACCCUGUGGCCCAUUUCAUUGACCCAACCCUGAAGGCCAAGGUAGGGCAGCUGCAGCUCUCUCACAACCUGAGUUUGGUGCUCCUGGUGCCCCAGAACGUGAAACAUCGUCUUGAAGACCUGGAACUGGCUCUCAGCCCUUCUGUCUUAAAGGCCGUCCUGAGGAAGCUGGAGCUGUCCAAGUUCCAGCCCACCUUUCUAAAUUUGCCCCGAAUCAAAGUGAAGACCAGCCAGGACAUGCUGACAGUCAUGGAGAAACUCGAAUUCUUUGACUUUUCCUACGACCUCAACCUGUGUGGGCUGACAGAGGACCCGGAUCUCCAGGUUUCGGCGAUGCAGCACCAGACCGUGUUGGAGCUGACGGAGUCUGGGGUGGAGGCUGCUGCGGCCACUGCCGUGUCCGUGGCCCGCACCUUGCAGAUCUUUGAAGUGCAACAGCCCUUCCUCUUCCUGCUCUGGGACCAGAAGCACAAGUUCCCUGUCUUCAUGGGGCGAGUGUAUGACCCCAGGGCCUGA
Carlito syrichta (Philippine tarsier) is the source of this 1715-nucleotide messenger RNA. It is a transcript of the gene SERPING1, whose product is annotated as serpin family G member 1. Gene Ontology annotation, molecular function: serine-type endopeptidase inhibitor activity. The annotation marks the transcript as partial. The transcript has 8 exons. Gene Ontology annotation, biological process: negative regulation of endopeptidase activity. NCBI's taxonomy places the organism in Eukaryota, Metazoa, Chordata, Mammalia, Primates, Tarsiidae. The record is from RefSeq and is a predicted model, not a curated record.